Molecule: messenger RNA, 5017 nt
Organism: Pristis pectinata (smalltooth sawfish)
Lineage: Eukaryota; Metazoa; Chordata; Chondrichthyes; Rhinopristiformes; Pristidae
Gene: wdr36
Product: WD repeat domain 36
Exons: 23
Coding region: 163-2844 (893 amino acids)
Biological process (GO): rRNA processing
Cellular component (GO): Pwp2p-containing subcomplex of 90S preribosome; small-subunit processome
Molecular function (GO): protein binding
Source: RefSeq, a predicted model, not a curated record
GUGACACCGCCCCGGUAGGCGGAACUAUGCUGCGGCGAGGAAGGUUUAACGUGUUGCACAUGUGCCUGCGGUAGCUAGGGGUGGAAGGGAUUUGGCGUUCGGUGAGCUGAGGCUGGCGUUUCCUCGGAAUAUUUCCUCCCCGGUUCUCUUUCGGGCAGCGGGAUGUCUUCUGGUAAAGGCAGCAGCAUCUUCAGCAGCUACCGGGCGCUCGCGCUCUACUGCAACCACGUCCCGCACGUGGUCCGGUUCCACCGGCGGCACCGGCAGUUUUAUCUGGUGACGGCCGUGGGGGCAAGUUUCCACACCUACAACGUGAAAAGACUUGGAAUAGUUGCAGUUAGUAAUCCACUUCCUGAAGAUAUCACCUGUCUGGCAGCAGACCGAAUGCUUGUAUUUGCAGCUCAUAGCAACUGUGUGAAAGCAUUUGCCAGAAACAAAGAUAUUGUGCAUACAUAUGAAGGACAUAAUGCGGCGGUCCAUCUCUUGCUGCCUUUUGGUGAUCAUGUGAUCUCAGUAGAUCGAGAUAACACGCUUAUUAUUUGGAAUGUGGAAUCAGAGGAAGAAUACCUUCAACUGAACUUUGAUAAAAUCACAUUUGCAAUUUCUGCCCUUUUGCAUCCAAGUACCUAUAUCAACAAAAUUUUACUUGGCAGUGAGCAAGGGAGUCUUCAACUUUGGAAUAUUAAAUCCAACAAACUUUUAUAUACCUUUCAAGGUUGGGGCUCAAGUGUAUGUGUGCUUCAGCAGGCCCCAGCAGUGGAUGUAGUUGCUGUAGGCCUAGCAUCUGGUAUGAUAAUUGUUCAUAAUCUGAAAUAUGAUGAAAUGGUAAUGAAAUUUCAGCAAGACUGGGGACCAGUCACAGCGAUAUCAUUUCGCACAGAUGGCUUCCCAGUGAUGGCUGUUGGUAGUCACGUGGGUCACAUUGGUCUAUGGGAUUUGGAAGAGAAGAAGCUGAUUAGCCAGAUGAGAGAAACUCAUACAACAGCCAUUUCAGGACUAACAUUUGUUCAUGGAGAGCCACUCCUCAUUACUACCGGUGAAGACAAUGCAAUUCGGGUCUGGAUUUUUGAUGCUCCAGGAGGUGGAGGUCGUCUUUUACGAUGCCGAAUGGGACAUGGUGCCCCUCCAACCAAAAUAAAAUACCAUGGAUCUGAUGGACAAAACAUUCUUAGCUCUGGACAAGAUGGAACUUUGCAGUCAUUUUCCACUAUUCAUGAAAGUUCUAAUAAGAGUUUGGGUCACGGUCGCAUGAACAAAAAGAAAUCCAAAACCAAAGGGUUGAAUUACGAAUUAAUGAAACUACCUCCUAUUACUACAUUUGCCUCAGAAACAGCACGUCAGAGUGAUUGGGAUGGAAUUAUUGCUUGUCAUCAAGGAUGCCUAAUCAGUACAACAUGGAACUACCAGAAAACCACAAUGGGAGCACACAAAUUGGAGCCUCAGAGAUUUAAGAAAGAACACAGUCAGAAUGUUUAUGCCACAGCUGUGGAUAUAACAUCUUGUGGAAAUUUUGCUAUUGUUGGCCUUUCUUCAGGCCACGUGGAUGUGUAUAAUAUGCAGUCGGGCAUACACAGAGGGCAGUAUGGUGAAAGCAAAACUCAUGAUGGCCCAAUCCGAGGAGUUGCUGUUGAUGGACUGAAUCAGCUCACUAUUACAGCUGGUGGGGAUAAACUCAUCAAGUUCUGGAAGUUUAAAUCAAAGCAGUUGGUUCAUACAACAACGCUAGAUGCAUCACCAAUCACUAUUUUGCUACAUAGAGACAGUGGCAUGUUAGCUCUAGCUAUGGAUGAUUUCAGGAUAGCAGUUCUGGACAGUGAAACAAGAAAAUUUGUGAGAAGAUUCAUUGGACAUCAGAAUCAAAUCAAUGAUAUGGCUUUUAGUUCAGAUGGACGGUGGUUAAUUACUGCUUCAAUGGACUGUACAAUCAGGACCUGGGAUCUCCCAUCAGGCUGCCUAGUAGACUGCUUUUUGCUUGAUUCGGCAGCUAUCAGUAUUACCAUGUCUCCCACUGGAGAUUUUCUUGCUACUGCUCAUGUUGAUAACUUGGGAAUAUACCUCUGGUCCAACAAAACACAAUAUAAUAUUAUUUCCCUUCGUCCACUUCCUGCUGAUUAUCAACCUACUGUUACAAUGCUUCCUGGAGCAUGUCAUCAAGAAGAUAUGGAGACGUCAGACAAUGAAACAGAAUUAGAAGGUCAGAUGAUAGAAUAUGAUUCAUCUGAACAGCUCGGAGAGCAGUUGGUGACGCUCUCUUUGCUUCCAGAAUCACGCUGGAAAAAUCUUCUCAACCUUGAUGUUAUUAAGAAAAGGAACAAACCCAAGGAACCACCUAAAGUGCCCAAAUCUGUUCCUUUCUUCAUUCCAACUGUUUCUGGCCUUGUGCCUCACUUUGUUGCUGCAGAACAACAAGCUGUUGACAACCAGUCCAAAGUGGUAAACCUGGGGGUACUGGCACAAAAAACAGAGUUGUACAUGCAGCUGGAAGGUGCUCUAAACACCAAUAAUUAUGACCAUGUAAUUAAACUUUUGAAAGGAAUGGGCCCAUCGAAUAUCGACAUUGAGCUGAGGAGCUUGGCCCCAGAAGGAGGAGGUUCUUUGAAUGUGAUGCAAAGUUUUCUGCAAAUGAUCAGCUGCAUGCUUUCUACAAAGCGUGAUUUUGAAUUGGCUCAGGCCUACCUUGCAUUGUACUUGAAGCUCCAUCUCAAGGUUAUUGCUGCUGAACCAGUUCUACUAGAAGAAAUGUCCAAAGUAUCAGUGCAGUUGGAGGAAACUUGGAUGCAUAUGCAAACCCUUUUCAAUAAGAGCAUGUGCCUCCUGGGCUAUAUGAAAAGUGCUCUGUUGUAAACUGAAAAUUAGCACUGUUCAGUGAUUCAGUGCAUAUUCUACCUUAACACACCCACACAUGUUAUUAUGCCACUUUUUCUACAUUAUAUACUGUGCGUUGCCAUGGAUAGAAAUUGCUUUUCAGAUAUAAUUCCUCUAUUUAAGGUUUGAAGUAUUCUGUUGACUAUAAUUUCUUAAAAGGUAUGUUGUAAUGGUGGCAUUUUUUUGAAUGUGCCUAUAACAGGUUGGCAUAGAAGAGAAAAUGGCCCAAAACUUGCCAAACUAUGCAUUUUUGUGGAUCAUCAUUUUCCUUCAUGCUUGCUGUCUAAUUAUUUGCUGUUACUAUUGAUAUGUAAAUAAAAGUUGUUUUAUUAUGGAAUUGUAUCAGUUGUAAAACUAAAACUAUUUUGUCAAAAAUAAAUUAGAUUUCAUCUUUUAUAUCAAUAUUUUAUAGCAAGCACCUACAUUGAAUUAAAAAGAAUACAUGUUUUAUAGAAUCAGCCAUUUUAUCUACGUGUUAUGUAUUGUUUUGUAUUCAUUGUAUGAUUCUAAUAUUAAACCUGUUAUUAUUUAGGGGUAUAUUUCUGCUAAGCAAUAAUCAGAAGAAUGAUUAGAUAAACAUUUUAAUAUUCUUGUUAAGUUGUAUAACCAAUACUCAUUCAAAAAGGAAGAUCUACACCAAGCUAAGCUCAAGAAUAAUGUUAAACUUCCAUGCAGAAUCAUUUGGAGAUAAUUUUAAUCAAUGGGGAUUAACAAAAGCUAAAGUUUCCUGAAUGUGUACAGAAAUUUCAAGGAAUGAGUGAAGAGGCAAGUGUGAAAUCUAGGGCUGAAACAAAAGGAAAUUUCAUGUGGAAUUAAAGCUUAAAUAACUGGAAGAAAUUCGAAAGACAGAAUAAGGUCAUGGUGAGGAAUAGUAAAAGAACAGAAUAGCUGAAGCAUACUGUUUAUUUGACAUGAGAGAGCUUAUGUAGGAUGGAAGAAUGGUGGAAGUAUUAAAUGUAAUUAGCAUAUAAAUAGUGAACCUGUAGGACUAGAAGAGGAAAUGGUAGAGUUUUUAUUUAUUUCAAUUUUCAGGAACUGAGCAUAGCUGCAGCAGUGUUGGGGAGGGAGUCUCAGGAUUUAGACCCAGUGACAAUGAAGGAUUGCCAUUGUAUUUCUAAAUCAGUAUGGUGUGUGGCUUGCGCCUGCUGCCCUUCUCAAUAGUAAAGCUCGUGGGUUUGGGAGGUGGCGUAGCCUCGGAGCUGCAAAUAAGUGGGCUACCGCUGUAUACUGGUGGUGCAGGGAAUGAUUAUUCAGAAUAGUGGCUGGGGUACUAUUCAAGUGAUCCCAUUUAUCUUGGUUGGUUUCAAGUUGCUGAAGAGUUGUAGGAGCUCCAUUAAUCCAGAGAAUGGCAUGAUAUUCCAUCACACCCCUAGCUUGUGCCUUGUAGAUGAUGGGAUGUUUCUGGGGUGUCAGGAAGUGAAUCAAUCACUCACAGGAUUCAGGCCUCUGACUUGCUUUUGUAGCUGGAGUAUGUAAGUGACUGUCCUGUUGAGUUUAUGGCCAAUGAUGACUCCCCCUAAAAGGAUGCCAGUGGCAGUGAAAAUGCAAUAAAGUUCAUGGGCAAGUGGUUAGAUUCUCUUGGAGAUGGUCAUUGCCUGGCACUCUUGUGGUGUGAAUAUUACUUGCUACUUAUCAGCCAUGUCUGAAUGUUGUCAGUCUUGCUGCACGCAGGCAUGGACUGCUUCACAUACUGAGUUAUAAAUAGAAUUAGACAUUGCACAAUGAUUGUAGAACAUCCUUACCUUUAUGAUGAAUGAAAAAUCAUUGAUGAAACAGGUAGACGUGAUUUGGACCCAAGACAUUACCUUGAACUAAUAGAAUGAUUUCCAACAGCUUCAAUCAUCUUUCUUUGUGCAAGGUAUGGCUCCAGCCAUUGGAGUGUUUUCUCCUUGAUGCUCAUUUUUAUAUAGGGUAAUCACAAGUAAGGAAGUGCUAUUAGAAAAUGUUAAUUGAAGUGAGGAAAGGAACGUGAUGUCAUGCACCUUAGAAUACUGAGAAAGAUCUGAAAACAAAAUCAUUUCCUUUAAUCUCUCAGUAUGGAAAUUGUGCUACAAUACUGGACGAUUUUCAAUGUAAUAUCUCUUUAAACUUGAGCUUAUUUUUGUAUAUUAAUAUUACAAAUACUAAAAUAUCAUUUGGUUUGGGAUUCUCC